Cuscuta campestris is the source of this 347-nucleotide messenger RNA. Lineage: Eukaryota; Viridiplantae; Streptophyta; Magnoliopsida; Solanales; Convolvulaceae. The record is from the annotation of a GenBank genome assembly.
AAUAUUUUACUCUCUCAUAUGAUUUAUAAUGCAAAUUAAAUUGGAUAAAGAAAAGAAAAUCCAUUCAAUUCGUGAUAGAGGAAGAGGAAUUUUGAUGACAAAGGAGGAUUUAAUCAAGAAUUUGGGAACCAUUUCCAAAUCUGGCACUUCAGCAAUAUUUGUUGAGAAAAUGCAGAAAAGUGGAGACCUUUACCUUAUCGGACAAUUUGGUGUUGGGUUCUACUCUGUCUAUCUCGUGGCUGACUAUGUAGAAGUUAUUAGCAAACACAAUGAUGAUAAGCAAUAUGUUUGGGAAUUAAAGGCUGAUGGAGCCUUUGCAAUUUCAUAGGAUGAGUGGAAUGAGCCAC